This is a messenger RNA of Rangifer tarandus platyrhynchus (Svalbard reindeer), 2205 nucleotides long. NCBI's taxonomy places the organism in Eukaryota, Metazoa, Chordata, Mammalia, Artiodactyla, Cervidae. The record is from the annotation of a GenBank genome assembly.
AUGGGCUCAGAGAACAGUGCUUUGAAGAGCUAUGCCCUGAAGGAGCCGCCGUUCACCUUGCCCUCCGGACUUGCCGUCUACCCAGCUGUGCUGCAGGAUGGCAAACUCGCGUCGGUUUUUGUCUAUAAGAGAGAAAACGAAGAUAAGGUUAAUAAAGCUGCCAAGCACCUGAAGACCCUUCGUCACCCAUGCUUGCUAAGGUUUUUAUCUUGCACUGUGGAAGCAGAUGGCAUUCAUCUCGUCACUGAGCGAGUGCAGCCUCUGGAAGUGGUUUUGGAAACAUUGUCUCCUGCAGAGGUCUGUGCUGGGAUCUAUGACAUAUUGCUGGCUCUUAUCUUCCUUCAUGACCGAGGACACCUCACACACAACAAUGUCUGCAUAUCGUCUGUGUUUGUGAGCGAAGAUGGACACUGGAAGCUGGGAGGAAUGGAAACAGUCUGCAGGGUUCCUCAGGCCACCCCAGAGUUUCUGAGGAGUAUUCGGUCAGUAAGAGACCCAGCAUCUAUUCCUCCUGAAGAGAUGUCUCCAGAAUUCACGACUCUACCAGCGUCCCAUGGACACGCCCGGGAUGCCUAUUCUUUUGGGACACUGGUGGAAAGUUUGCUCACAGUCUUAAGUGAACAGGUUUCAGAGGAUAUUCUCUCCAGCUUCCAGCAGACCUUGCACUCAGCCCUGCUGAGUCCCAGCCCGCAGUGCCGGCCGGCGCUCUGCACCCUCCUCUGCCAUGACUUCUUCAGGAAUGAUUUUCUAGAAGUUGUAAAUUUUUUGAAAAGUUUAACAUUGAAGAGCGAAGAGGAAAAAACUGAAUUUUUCAAAUUCCUGCUGGACAGAGUCAGCUGCCUGUCAGAGGAAUUAAUAGCCUCACGGUUGGUGCCUCUUCUGCUUAACCAGCUGGUGUUUGCAGAGCCAGUAGCUGUUAAGAGUUUUCUUCCUUAUCUCCUCGGCCCUAAAAAAGACAACACGCAGGGAGAAACGCCCUGCCUGCUCUCGCCGGCCCUGUUCCAGGCGCGGGUGAUCCCGGUGCUGCUGCGGCUCUUCGAGGUGCACGAGGAGCACGUGCGGGUGGUGCUGCUGUCCCACCUGGAGGCAUACGUGGGGCACUUCACGCAGGAGCAGCUGAAGAAGGUCGUCCUGCCCCAGGUUUUACUGGGCCUGCGUGAUACCAGCGACUCCAUCGUGGCCAUUACUCUUCACAGCCUGGCAGUGUUGGUCUCGCUACUUGGACCAGAGGUGGUUGUGGGAGGAGAGAGAACCAAGAUCUUCAAACGCACUGCCCCAAGCUUUACUAAAACUGUGGACCUUUCCCCAGAAGAUUCUCCUGUGCAUGUCACCUGCAGCCAGCGCAGUCAGAGCUUGCCAGUCUUGAAGAACCCCUCCCCUGGCAUGUUCCCUAAAUGUUUUUCUGACAAUGUGCCCAUCGACAGCAAGAAGCACAUACCACAAGAUUACUACAGUACUCUUCUACAGACAGGCGAUCAAUUUUCUCAGCCUAUCAAAUUUCCCAUCAAUGGCAUCUCCAAUGUGAAAAUUACCUCAGGAGACAGUGGAAAGUUCCCAUCAAGUUCUAAAAAGUCUGAGGAGUGGCCUGACUGGAGUGAGCCUGAGGAGCCUGAGAACAAAACUGUCAACAUAGAGGUUUGUCCGGCAGAUCCCCACGCAGCUGCCCAGUCCCCGCUCACUAACCUGAAUGCGGAGGAGGAGCCUUGGGAUGACUUUGAGCCCGGCAGCUUAGAUACCGAAGUAAAUCUGGAAGGUGUAAUGAUGGCCACAAGACCUGUUACCUCAGGGGAGCAAAAGGCCACUCCUGCUUUGCCUUCGAAAUCAAGCCUACCCCAAAAGACCAGUCUUAUACAAAGCAGGGAUGACCCAGACCAAACCAAGCCACCGAAAGUGUUGUCACAAGAAAGGCGCCUUAAAGUUCCAUCAGAACUGGGUUUAGGAGAGGAGUUUACCAUUCAGGUAAAAAAGAAGCCAGUAAAAGACCCAGAGUUGGACUGGUUUGCUGAUAUGAUCCCAGAAAUUAAGCCUUCAGCUGCUAUUCUUAUUUUGCCUGAACUGAGGACAGAAACAGUGGUUCCCAACAAGGAUAAUGUCUCACCAGUGAUGCACUUUUCCUCAAAAUUUGCUGCAGCAGAAAUUACUGAGGGAGAGUCUGCAGGCUGGGGGGAAGAUGGUGAGCUGAACUGGGACGAUAACAGCUGGUGA